UCCAAAUGGGGGAGCAUUAUACCAGAGACAGUAAGGUAUAGAGGAUCUUUGAUUAUACCAGGCGAAAUCUGACAAAACUAUCAACGUACACGAUAAGUAUUUUAAUUUGCAGACGUAUUUAAGAUCAGACAUGGCUGUAGCAAACACGGAUCCUGUUUUGAAAGAGUGUGAACUGAAACACUGCCUGCCACAAAUAUAUAAGGCACUGUUGACAGCUUCAUGCCUGUCAUGUCCCAGUGACCCAAUACAGUUUCUCAAGAACACUCUGUUGGCCUUCCAGGGACAUGAUAAUCUCCAGGAUGUGGACUGGCACAAGUUUGUUGCUGAUGUACAACAGCGCAGUGCAACAACCACUUCUAUGAUCUGUAGAAGUGUAGACAAGGCCUAUAUGGAUCCAGAUGAAGACAUGCUGCCCCUUUGUCUGCUAGAGAAGGCCUACAGCUGUCAAAGGAAAAAUUUAACAAGCUGUUGCUUCAGGAAGUGGAAGAGGUUCACCAUGCAGAGCAAGAGAGAUACCAUAGAGCUGGCUCUGCAGAUGGACAUGACAAAGAAGCACUUUGAGACGAAAUGCCAGCAGGUUGCACUCACCAAAUGGUUGAACUGGGUGAAAUUACACAAGAGGACACAGGCUGCUGCCAUAGAGAAACUUGAGAGACUUGUAAACGCUGGUCGCAAUAAGCGCAUCAUAGCUGCAUGGUGUAACGUUGCAAAGGACGCAAAGAGGACAAAGGAGUAUUUUAAGAAGUUGGAAAUGGGUUCUCUAGAAAUCAACAACAAGGACCACCAGAUUGGAGAAGGAUGUGACGGACUCUCAGUGCUCCCUGGCAGCCUUGCAUUGAAGAUCUUUCAAUAUCUAGAAUUACGAGACUGGCUGAAUUGUGCUGAGGUCUGUUGCACAUGGAAAGCUAUCAUCCAGUCAGGCACACUGUGGAGUCAGAUCAACUUCUCUGUAGAGAAAGACUGGAUAACAGACAGCACAAUGAAGCAGAUUCUGCAGAACUAUCGCCCAUUUGUUAUCCAUCUUAACCUGCGGGGCUGCACAUCACUUACAUGGCCCAGCUUGAAAUGUAUCAGUGAAUGCAGGAAUCUCCAGGAGCUCAAUGUAUCAGAGUGUUUUAAUGUCACAGACAUGAUGGUUCAGAGACUUGUCGAAGGAUGUCCCUGCCUGCUCUACUUGAACCUUUCCUGCACACUUGUAACAAACAAAACUCUAAGAGAACUGUCCAGGAACUGUCUCAACCUUCAAUACCUCAGUCUGGCAUACUGCUACAGAUUCACAGAUAAAGGUUUUCUAUACCUGACCACAGGGAAGGGCUGCCACAGUCUCAUCCACCUCAACCUGUCCGGCUGCACUCAGAUGACAGUAAAUGGGUUCAAAUACAUCUCAGCCGGAUGCCCUUCACUCAAAGAGGUUGUGAUUGAUGACAUGCCCACACUGUCAGAUAGCUGUGUCUUGGCACUACUUUCCAGAUGUCGCUGUCUGUCUGCCAUUUCUCUGCUGGAUGCUCGUCAUCUUUCUGACGUUACCUUCAAAGCCAUCGCUGAAGCAGCAACACUGAAGACUUUCAGUACAGAGGGUAACAACCAACUCUCAGACGUCAGCUGGAAGGCCCUGUGCAGCAGCUCGCAAGGCCUCAACCGACUCCACGCUGCAGAAUGUCCCAGAAUGACUGACACAAGCCUCAAAUCUGUCGCUACCCUCAGGGACCUGCAUUACCUGGACAUCUCACUUUGCCACAAGGUGAGUGAUGUUGGGAUCAAGUACUUGACUGAAGGUUCCUCAGUCACCAAAUUGCGAGAGCUAAAUGUCAGUCACUGCAGCCAUAUCACUGACAUCUCUGUCAUGAGGAUUGCACAAAGGUUGUGUAAACUGUACCAUCUCAACUUGAGUUACUGUAAGAGACUGACUGACAUGAGUCUGGAGUGGCUGAGUGGCAGCUCUAUCUGCUCUCUUGACAUCAGCGGUUGCAACAUCCAGGAUCAGGGCCUGGCUGCUGUUGAGGAAAUUCGCUUGAGGAAGUUAAUUCUUGCUGAGUGUGUCUACAUCACAGACAUUGGCAUAGAGAAGCUGUGCAAGAAUGUGAGAGAUCUGGAACAUGUUGAUGUGUCUCACUGUGUAGCUCUGUCUGACCCAGCCAUCAGAGCCAUUUCAUUUUACUGCACAGGUCUGGUCACACUGCGGAUGUCAGGUUGUCCCAAGAUGACAGAUGUGGCAGUGCAGUAUCUGACAAGUGGAUCUCGGUACCUGCGAGAGCUUGAUGUGAGUGGCUGUGUUCUCCUCACAGAUCGCACACUACGACACUUACAAAGGAUCUGUCCUCCGCUCUGCUCCAUCACAAUGUCCUGCUGCAGCAGCAUCUCCAAGUUGGCCGCCUUAAAGCUGCAGCCACGUGUGAAACACUGGGAGCACAGCAACGACUAUCCUCCAUACUGGUUUGGGUACAACGUGGGUCAAAUAGUGCAUCCAAUAACAAGACCCAUCAUGACUGAUGACACCUGGGAUGUGGUAGAGCAGCACUCAGUGAUAACAAGAGCAGCAAGUAAAGAAAGGACAUAAACAGAUCUCAAUAAGUAAUGAUUUUAUAAAGACACAGUCCUAAGCAAUAGGCACAGCAUUACUGACAAUCAUGCAGUCACAGCAGCUAUCACUAUAUUACAUACUUUAUAUCAAAAUGUAUUAAAGGCAUUUUCAACAAACCAUCAUUUGAGAUAACCCUCAGCAAAAUCUCAAAUUACUGGUUAUAAUCAGCUUGAGUUUCACUGUUUUGUAUGUACCCUACCUGUUUGAAUAGAAGGUCAGAAUUAGCACUGCUUCAGCUGUCUGCUUGACACAUUAUAUUUCAUCAGCUCCUGACAGUGGAACAUCCUGUGCUGUCCUGUGUUGCCUUUAAUACUGUAGAUCACUUUUUGCUUCUACAUAAAUUUUUACACAUUGCCUUUGACGCUUGGCAAGGCUCCAGUGGCUGUGAUGUAUGUAUGUGAUUUUCACUGUGGUUUUCUUCAGGGGUCCUUUAUUGUUGACAAUUUAUAGUAAGGAUAUGAUAUGAAGUUGAUAUUUAAUAUAUAAUUUGCAUGCUAAAUUUUCUUUUGCUCCUUAUAUUCUAUACGGCCAUCCAUCAAAAGUCAGCAACUUCUCAAUUGUAAGUUUGUUUUAAACUAAGAAAUACAGUUUAAAAAACCUUACUGCUCCAAUUUUUGGUUGUAUAUACUGUAUUUCUUAGAUGGCACUAGGAUAGAUGCUGCCUCAGUCUAACUACAACAGAUUCCAGAUUGAGGAGAAACAUAAUUUAAAAUGUUCUAUAGAUGGCUAGUAGUAAGAUUACUGAGAAAAGUUGCCACCCUGUAUAUGAAGAGUUGCUUCCUUAUCCCUUGCAAAAAGAAAAAUAAUUUUAGAUUAUAGAGAUACAAUCUAUAGUUGAGCUGCAGCCAUAAUUCUGAAAUCACUGGACGCUGUUUACCAUGCAGCACUAAUUAUUAAUCACAGAUGACAAGUAUAACACACACCACUGUGUCGAUGCAAAAGUUGUCUGGCCAUCUGUAGGAUUAAAGACAUGACUAUCAUUAGUAUAUAUUCAAUUGCAAAGGUUUUUACUUCCAUAUACAAAGAACCAACUACAAAUCACUUUAUAUUUGGACCUCAGUUCAACAGCCUGAUUUCAGAGCUUGUGAAAUCUGAUCAGAAUUGUUUUGUUUCUUUGUCUAAAUUUUGUGAUAUAGUAUAUAUAGAUAGUUUGUCCAUGCAAUGUCUGUGUACAACUAUGUUGUUUAUUUAUGCUUAUUAAAUUAAAAAGAUGUAACCUUUUAUUUUACAAUCUUGAUAUAUCUUUUGUUCAUAUAACACUGUCUAUUUGCUUUACUCCUGCUUUUCCUACUGUAACCUAAUUUUUAUCAGGACAUUUUAAGAGUGUGUGGAUCUGUUUUAUGUGGGACAUAACUGUUAAAACUCUAUAAUCUAAAGAUCUGUGAUGCUCCAGUGAGAUGAAGCUCAUUAGUUGAAACAAGUGUAGAUCGCGUGCAGUUCAUC
Messenger RNA from Seriola aureovittata, 4024 nucleotides. RefSeq names its product F-box and leucine-rich repeat protein 13 (gene fbxl13). Bases 131 to 2557 code for a protein of 808 amino acids. Gene Ontology annotation, molecular function: protein binding. Gene Ontology annotation, biological process: SCF-dependent proteasomal ubiquitin-dependent protein catabolic process. NCBI's taxonomy places the organism in Eukaryota, Metazoa, Chordata, Actinopteri, Carangiformes, Carangidae. Gene Ontology annotation, cellular component: SCF ubiquitin ligase complex. The record is from RefSeq and is a predicted model, not a curated record. The transcript has 21 exons.